GCGAUGAUGGGAAUGAAUUUAAUUUUUAGAAGUUUAGUGCUUUCGGUAUUUUAGCUUUAAAACGCGUAUUAUUUGCUUAAGUUUUUUUUUGUAAAAUGGCUUUAUGUAAAUUGCCAAAAUUUAGCACCGAAUUGUGUCAAAAUAGUCUUAUUAGUGGUUAUGUAAAGUAUUUAGUUAAGAGGUCCAGUAGUCAUUUUGUGUAUAAACCUGAUGAAAAUGUAAAUAUCCAAGGUGAAAAAACCAAAAUGAACAUGUUCCAAGCCAUCAACAACGCUUUAGACACAGCACUAAGAACAGACCCUAAGGCGGUCAUUUUUGGAGAAGACGUUGGAUUUGGUGGAGUUUUUAGAUGUACCUUAGAUCUUCAAAAGAAGUACGGAAAAUCAAGAGUGUUUAACACACCGUUGUGCGAGCAAGGCAUUGCUGGUUUUGGCAUUGGUGUCGCGGUGGCAGGCACAACUGCCAUUGCUGAAAUACAGUUUGCUGAUUAUAUUUUUCCAGCUUUUGAUCAGCUUGUUAACGAAGCUGCCAAAUACAGGUACCGAAGUGGAAAUCAGUUUGAUUGUGGAAAAUUAACGGUCAGGGCGCCAUGUGGAGCAGUGGGUCACGGAGCUCUGUAUCAUUCGCAAAGUCCAGAAGCAUAUUUUGCGCAUACUCCCGGAAUUAAGAUUGUAGUACCCAGAGGACCAAUAAAGGCUAAAGGUCUAUUAUUAAGUUGUAUUAGGGAUCCAGAUCCAUGUCUAGUAUUCGAACCUAAGGUACUUUAUAGAGCCGCUGUAGAAGAAGUACCUGUAGACGACUUCCAGCUACCUAUAGGCAAAGCUGAUAUUCUUGUAAGUGGUUCUGAUAUUACUCUAAUAGGAUGGGGCACCCAAGUCCAUGUUCUCAAAGAAGUAGCAGCUAUGCUUAAAGACACGCAUAAGAUUUCUGCUGAAGUUAUAGACUUGGUUUCGAUAUUACCUUGGGACGUUGACACUGUUUGCAAGUCCGCCAGCAAAACUGGACGAGUAAUUAUAGCGCACGAAGCUCCUUUAACAUCCGGAUUUGGGGCAGAACUUGCUGCUACCAUUCAGGAACACUGCUUUCUUAAACUACAGGCUCCCGUUACAAGAGUAACUGGCCCAGAUACACCUUUUCCUCAUGUUUUUGAACCGCUUUACUUACCGACCAAAUGGAGAUGUCUGGAUGAGGCUCUAAAGCUAAUUGAUUAUUAAAUAUGUUUAUUUUUAUGCUUUAAUAGAUAGAUAUAAGCGCCCAAAAGAUUUUAAUACUCAUGAAAGUGUUAAUUAACAUAAAUUAAUUGCAGCAGUUGUUUUCAAACUGAAAAUAUAAACAAAUAAAAAAUAUACAAAAAAAAA
This is a messenger RNA of Anthonomus grandis grandis, 1358 nucleotides long. It is a transcript of the gene BckdhB, whose product is annotated as 2-oxoisovalerate dehydrogenase subunit beta, mitochondrial. Gene Ontology annotation, molecular function: catalytic activity. NCBI's taxonomy places the organism in Eukaryota, Metazoa, Arthropoda, Insecta, Coleoptera, Curculionidae. The record is from RefSeq and is a predicted model, not a curated record. The coding region runs from base 96 to 1214 and encodes 372 amino acids. The transcript is spliced from 8 exons. Gene Ontology annotation, biological process: branched-chain amino acid catabolic process; response to nutrient.